AUUUUAUUACGCAUUAUUAUAUUAUAUUAUAAUUUUUAGUAUUACAAACCAUGAAUUCAUUAAGCUAUAUACCCGAUGGGAGUGAUCCAGAGAAGCUGUCGCACUUUCAGCUAUUCAAUACCAUGCAAAUUGGUUUUGUCAUUGCGGGACUCAUGGUAACAAUUUACUUCCUCCUGCGCAUCAUUGAUAUUGUUUGCGAUCUUUGGGUCCGUGCGCCCAUUCCGAUUGACAGUUUCGGCGUGGAGAAGGGUUACUGGGCAGUUGUCACUGGAUGUACUGAUGGUAUUGGCAAGGAACUAGCCCUGCAGUUGGGCGAAAUUGGAUAUAACUUGGUACUACUUUCGCGCACACAGCACAAGCUAAAUACAUUUGAGGAGCAAUUAGUUCAAAUGGGUGUCUGUGUUGACUCGUAUGCCGUGGACUUUAGCUGUGCGACAGAGGCCGAUUGGGCACAUAUCAAGGAAAUGGUCACAUCUAAGAAUAUUGGUAUUUUGGUAAACAACGUGGGAGUGUGUCACCCUACCACUACCACCUUUAUGGAUGAGAGCCCAGAGAUAUGCAACCAGAUGGUUGAUGUAAACAUUACUACAAUGAUGAACAUGUCACGCUACGUUGUGCCUCAGAUGCGCGAACGCAAGAAUGGAUUAAUUCUUAACAUUGGGUCAUGGUCAUCGAUGAAGGGGAUGCCAUUCCUGCCUGUGUAUGCAGGAACAAAGGGCUUUGUCAAAACAUUUUCGCAGAGCUUGGCAUAUGAGCUUGAGCCUGAAGGGAUCACUGUCGAUCACAUUUUUAGCUUUUGGGUUUCGUCCAAAAUGUCUGGGUACAAGACAGCCAGCGUUUCAAUCCCAUCUCCAAGCAUCUAUGCAAGCUACGUUCUGUCGCACAUUGGUCUGAAGUGUGGCACUCUCGAGGCAUAUUCAAGCAUUCCUUAUCCGCCACAUAGUUUUCUUGGAUUUAUAUCAAGCGUGAUGUGGGAUUUGCGAAUUACACCACCCAUUUUAUACAGCAUUGGUAACAACUUGUACAAGCUGUCUUCAAAGAGGCGCCUGAGGCUAAAGAAUCUCCCAAUGCAAAGCCGACCCAUUGGAAACACCAAGUAGACAUUAGAUGUGCGUCUCGCGUAGUCAUUUGCAAAGAUUAUAGUUUAGGUUCUGCUUUAUUUUCAUUUUCAUUUUCAUGUUUAUUGUUGCUUACAA
Molecule: messenger RNA, 1196 nt
Organism: Kickxella alabastrina
Lineage: Eukaryota; Fungi; Kickxellomycota; Kickxellomycetes; Kickxellales; Kickxellaceae
Exons: 6
Coding region: 51-1100 (349 amino acids)
Biological process (GO): fatty acid elongation
Cellular component (GO): endoplasmic reticulum
Molecular function (GO): oxidoreductase activity
Source: RefSeq, a predicted model, not a curated record